This is a messenger RNA of Solanum tuberosum (potato), 5796 nucleotides long. RefSeq names its product protein TSS. The transcript has 24 exons. Gene Ontology annotation, biological process: organelle organization. NCBI's taxonomy places the organism in Eukaryota, Viridiplantae, Streptophyta, Magnoliopsida, Solanales, Solanaceae. The coding region runs from base 173 to 5332 and encodes 1719 amino acids. The record is from RefSeq and is a predicted model, not a curated record. Gene Ontology annotation, molecular function: protein binding. Gene Ontology annotation, cellular component: cytoplasm.
ACAUUACAUUAAAACAAAAAAAAAUCCUCUCUAAACUCUCUAAUAUUACUAUCACAAUAAUUCAUCUCCAUUUAAGCAGCCAAAGGUGAAGUCACUAUUGAAAUUGAAAGAAUUCCAAAAAAAAUUAUUACUAACAAAGCAUACUUUUGGGGAAUUUGGUUGUUGAAGGUUCAUGGCACCAAGAUCAGGCAGGGGAAAAGGAAACAGAGCUAAAACUGACAAAAAGAAGAAAGAAGAGAAAGUAAUUCCAAGUGUGCUUGACAUAACUAUCAUCACUCCCUAUGAAACUCAAGUUGUUCUCAAGGGCAUAUCGACGGACAAGAUACUGGAUGUAAGGAAGCUACUAUCUGCCAAUGUUGAAACAUGUCAUUUUACCAACUAUUCUCUGUCUCAUGAGGUGAAGGGACCAAAGCUAAAUGACAAGUUAGAUAUUGCGACUCUCAAGCCAUGUCUGCUGAAAAUGGUUGAAGAGGACUACACGGAGGAGUCUCAGGUGGUGGAUCAUGUCCGGAGGUUACUCGACAUCGUCGCCUGCACUACCCGCUUCGCUAAGCCCAAGGCCGGAAAAUCCACCACUGCCUCCGCCGCUUCCGGCGGCGCCGGUUUGGAAUCUCGGGCUAAGAAGCCCAAGGCGCAGCGAAAUGCUUCAAGCCGACCAGCUUCGCCGUCAGAUGGAGUGGCACCUACAUUGGAGCCGUCAGCUCCGGCGGUGCAGGAGGAGAAUGCAAUGAUGGCGAUUCAUCCAAUUCCUAAGCUCUCUGAUUUCUACGAGUUCUUCUCUUUCUCUCACCUCUCUCCUCCUAUACUAAGUUUGAAAAGAGUGGAUUGUAACAAUGCUAAAACAAGGCGAGAUGGCGACUAUUUUGAAUUACAGAUUAAGAUAUGCAAUGGAAAGACAUUGCAAGUGGUUGCAGCAGCAAAAGGUUUCUACACUUUGGGGAAGCCACUUAUGCGAAGCCAUUGCUUGGUUGAUCUUCUGCAACAGCUCAGUCAAGCUUUUGCUAAUGCAUAUGAAUCCUUGAUGAAGGCCUUUACAGAACAUAACAAGUUUGGUAAUCUUCCAUAUGGUUUCCGCGCCAACACAUGGCUUGUCCCUCCAUCCAUUGUUGAUUCUGCAUCAAACUUCAUUCCCCUUCCAGUGGAAGAUGAGAGUUGGGGUGGCAAUGGCGGAGGUCAGGGAAGGAAUGGAGAGCAUGAUCAUAGAUCAUGGGCCACAGAUUUUGCAGUACUGGCAAAACUACCUUGCAAAACCGAGGAGGAGAGGGUGGUUCGGGACCGAAAGGCUUUUUUGCUUCAUAAUCUUUUCCUCGACGUCUCUAUUUUUAAAGCUGUCUCGGCCAUAUACCAAGUCAUGGAUUCUACUUCGAGGGAUACCUCAAAUUGUGCUCUGGGUUCAGUACUCUCUGAGGAUUGCAUUGGUGACUUGUCUAUUGUAGUUAAAAGAGAUUUCGGGGAGGCUAGCCUGAAAGAAGUUAAAGUAAUCGACAGUACAGAUUCUAAUGUAUCUGCUGAGGAUGUUGCUCAAAUAAAUUUAAUUAAAGGAGUAACUGCUGAUGAAAGUGUUGUCAUACAUGACACAUCCUCAUUGAGCAUGGUGGUUGUGAAACAUUGUGGUUACAUGGCAAUUGUGAAAGUUGUUGGUGACAUUCAGGUGGAUAAGAGUCUGCCUCAGGAUAUCAAAAUCGAUGACCAACCAGAUGGGGGAGCCAAUGCACUCAACAUCAACAGCUUGCGCCUUCUGCUCCACAAGCCAGUGACUGCUGGUUUUUCUGGAGGUGGUCAAUUGCCCCCGUCUGAUUUGAAAGACUCUGCAAAUUCAAUGUCUUUGGUUUAUAAAAUCAUUAAGGAUGGUUUGAGUAAGUUAAAGGGGAUGGAUGAUAAAUCCAAAGGGUCCAUCAGAUGGGAACUUGGUUCUUGUUGGGUUCAACAUCUACAAAAGCAGGAAAGACCAGCAGAAGACACAGUUGGGAAUGGUGGUAAGGCUGAACCCAUAGUUAAGGGGCUUGGAAAGCAGUUUAAAAUGCUCAAAAAGCGGGAAAAGAAACCAGAUAAUGUUAGUUCCAUGGAUGACAAUGAAGCAGAUGAUGUGACAGCCAGCACUCUGAACACAGAAAGUGGCUCGAUGAAACUAAGUAAUGGUAAUCCAAAGUGUGAAGUUGAAUGGAGGAGAUUUAUCUCUCGAGAAGCUUACCUUCGUUUGAAAGAAAGUGGGAUGGAUCUACAUCUGAAGUCAGUGGAUGAACUUGUCGAAAUGGCACACAAGUAUUAUGAUGAAGUUGCUCUCCCGAAGCUGGUUACAGACUUUGCAUCGUUGGAACUUUCUCCAGUUGAUGGACGCACCCUUACCGAUUUCAUGCAUUUAAGAGGAUUACAAAUGCGUUCUCUGGGUCAUGUGGUUGAACAAGCAGAGAAGCUUCCUCAUAUACAGUCUCUUUGUAUUCAUGAGAUGGUUACUCGAGCCUUCAAGCAUGUACUUAGAGCUGUCAUUGCCUCCGUUGACAAUGUGGCCAACUUGUCAGCUGCUAUAGCCUCAACCUUAAAUUUCUUGUUCGGGUCUUCUCCCACACAAGAGAGUGAUGAAAACCACAUUCUCAAGAUGCAAUGGUUGAGGAAAUUUCUGGUUGAAAGAUUUGGUUGGACAAUAAAAGAUGAAUUCCAACAGUUGAGGAAAUUGACGGUCCUCCGCGGGCUUUGUCAUAAGGUUGGAUUAGAGUUGGUUCCAAAAGAUUAUGAUAUGGAAUGCCCAUACCCCUUCAGUAAAAGUGAUGUUAUCAGUGUAGUGCCUUUGUGUAAACAUGUUGGAUGCUCUUCUGCUGAUGGACGAACUUUACUAGAAUCAUCUAAGGUUGCUCUUGACAAAGGGAAGUUGGAAGAUGCUGUAAUGUUUGGAACAAAGGCCCUGGCAAAAAUGAUAGCUGUAUGUGGCCCCUAUCACCGUGCCACUGCAAGUGCAUAUAGCCUCCUCGCUGUUGUCCUUUAUCACACCGGAGAUUUCAAUCAGGCAACAAUUUAUCAACAGAAGGCAUUGGAUAUCAAUGAGAGGGAGCUAGGACUUGACCAUCCAGAUACAAUGAAAAGUUAUGGGGAUCUUUCUGUAUUCUACUAUCGUCUCCAACACAUUGAGUUAGCUCUGAAGUAUGUCAACCGUGCUUUAUUUCUUCUUCACUUUACAUGUGGACUAUCUCACCCAAACACGGCUGCCACAUAUAUAAAUGUGGCUAUGAUGGAAGAGGGCAUGGGAAAUGUACAUAUUGCUCUUAGAUAUCUACACGAAGCCCUUAAAUGCAACCAAAGAUUAUUGGGAGUAGAUCAUAUACAGACUGCUGCCAGCUAUCAUGCCAUAGCCAUAGCUCUUUCUCUCAUGGAAGCAUAUUCACUGAGUGUGCAACAUGAACAAACUACAUUGCAGAUUCUUCAAGCAAAAUUAGGAGCAGAUGAUCUCCGCACUCAGGAUGCUGCUGCAUGGCUUGAAUACUUUGAAUCGAAGGCCUUAGAGCAGCAAGAAGCUGCAAGAACAGGAGCUCCGAGACUAGAUGCAUCCAUUGCUAGCAAAGGUCAUCUCAGUGUGUCAGACCUACUGGAUUACAUUAGUCCUGGCCAGGGUUCAAAGACGAUAGAAGAGCAGAGGAAACGACGUUCAAAGGUGUUGCCAGUAGAUGAUCAAUCUCAAAAAGGACAGCAUGAUGGAAGAAGCAACAAUCCCAUCAAUCAUGAUGUUACGGAAAAUCGUGUGACCAUAGUAGAAGUUAAAAAGAAAGAAGAUGCCGUAGAGAGAGUCGCUACUCAAGAAGUUGAAGGCAUUAAUAUCACUAAUAAUGAGGAACCAGUGGAAAUAAUACACGAAACAAGCUCUGAUGAAGGUUGGCAAGAAGCAAAUUCAAAAACACGGACGGGGCAUGGCAGUGGCAAGAUGUUCAACCGAAGGCAACCUGGUCUUGCCAAGAUCAAGACAAACUUGGAAUACCUUUUCCCUCGAGACAACAGUUCCAGGAAAGAGGUUACUUCGCAGGGACAAAAAGUGGUAUCUAAGAAUGGUUUAGGAGAAUUUUCUCCUGCAAAGCAACUAAAGGCUUCCAGCUUCACUUCUUCUGAAAAGUCAACCAAACUCACAGCUAAAAUGACUGUUGCCGAAAUUUCUCGCACAUCAAAUGUCACUGUUCCAUCUCCUCCUGCCUCUCUUGCUACCAUGGCCUCAAAAUCCUUAUCAUACAAAGAAGUAGCAGUGUCUCCACCAGGUACGGUUCUAAAGCCUUUAUUGGAGAAAGUAGAAGAAUUAAAUGAGGAUAAAACUGAUUCCCAGAUCUGCGUUAGUCCAACUGAAACAUCAGAAGAAGAUGGAAGGCACUCAGUGACCACAGAGGCUACACCUGCCAAUGAUCUAGACAGACAUGGGAUCCAUGAAGAUGAAGUCCAGAUAAGUGGAUCUGAGUCAGAUAAAUCUUCCCUGGAGUCCGAAGAUGUUUCAUGUUCAAGUAGUGAGGAAAAAUGUUUACGACGAAAUGGGAGCAAGCUAUCUGCUGCUGCUGAACCAUUCAAUCCAGGUGCCUACCAUUUGACUCAUAUGUUGAUUUCUGCUGCUGUCACUAGUGUCUAUGAUGUUAGAGCCAGCCAAGGCAUGCUUACUGAACCAGUGGGAUUUCCAUCAAUUGCUGAGAGAGUUCCUUGUGGUCCCAGAUCACCUUUGUACCCCAGGACAAGCCAUGCUCGCAUGAAAAAUGGAUAUGUGAAGUACCAAAAGCCUGCUGCUGAAAUAAACAGUUACGAUUAUCCAAGAAUCAUGAAUCCACAUGCACCUGAGUUUGUUCCAAGAAAUACAAAGCCAACUACUGCUGCAAGUGAAGAUUCAAAAGUGGCUAUUGACGCUGAUUCUUCCACAGGGUUGAAUAAUUCUGUCACAAUAGUUUCAGCAGAGGAGAAGCUUGAUAAAAAGGCUACAGUUAAUGUUAAAAAUGGUAGAUCAACAAAAAGUAGUUCACAUGCUGACAGGGAAGAGCUAGCUAGGCAAAUACAAAAUAGCUUCAUUGUGAAGUCGAAACAGAAUAAUUCAGAUGUUGCUAGUGAAUUUCCCGUUAGUACAAAGAAGUCUGAGUUCUUAGUUAGCUCUGCCAAAGCAAGUGCAGAUAGUGCAACUAAAUUGCAUGGUGGAAGUGAAGGGAAAAAGGAGCUUCCAAUAGAAGCAAAUAAAUAUAGCGGGCCAAAGACAGUUGAUGUAGAUAAAAAUAAGCAUGAGGAUGGAGAGGGUUUUUUGCCUGUUGUAAGGCGAAGAAGAAACAGGCGGCAAAUUGCCCAUGGAAUAAAUGGUUUGUACAGUCAGCAGUCUGUCUGUGCUUAAGUAUAUUGAGGAAAGUGAUCUCAACUAGAAUGUGCUUCAUCUCCAGACAACCUCCAUAGGCAGUUGACGCUGUAGAAAUGUGGAAGAUAAACUGCAGUAGGACAACUAAUAAUUUCUUCUCUGAGGAGGUUGCUUAUCUUGUUCACCCGAAAUAAAAGACGAGGUGAGGAAAGAGAUUGGAUCAAAAUGAUAACAGAUCUGGAGGUACAAUUUUUUGGUUAGCCAGGAGUUUCAUUCAACUUCCUUUUUGUGCAGUCUUUGCUUCUUUCUCCAUUGUAAAGUUCAUCUAGCUUUAUAUGGAUAAGGUACCCCUUUUUUUUUUGGUUUCAAUAAGGCGCCCUUUCUGAAAUAGCUUCCCAUGCUAUUGUAAUUUAGGAAAACAAGUUGAAACAAGUGAUAAUUUGUUGAGUAAAUACCAUCAUACUUCUUGUUUCCUGGUAAUUGAUCUCCUUGAGUUAUUUUGA